Molecule: messenger RNA, 5687 nt
Organism: Thunnus maccoyii (southern bluefin tuna)
Lineage: Eukaryota; Metazoa; Chordata; Actinopteri; Scombriformes; Scombridae
Gene: umodl1
Product: uromodulin-like 1
Exons: 17
Coding region: 1824-5561 (1245 amino acids)
Cellular component (GO): extracellular region; cell surface
Molecular function (GO): calcium ion binding; protein binding; peptidase inhibitor activity
Source: RefSeq, a predicted model, not a curated record
CAUCCAACUACAGAAGAUAUUUUGUUAGGUAAGUGUGCUUCUGUCUGUCAACUUUAUACUCUGAGGUGCAGAUAUAAUAUGCAUGUUACUACAAGCCCCCUUAACCCCAAUGAAACUAAUUAGAUCCUUGACUGAAGGGAAGUCACAAUAGCAUGCUAGUAGGUUUGUGUCAUUACUGGCAUCCAGUGGGGACAUGUUGUCAUGUUUAUUUGGCCUACAGGCCUCUUCCUGGAAGGCUCUGUCAGCUACAGUACCUGGCAACAGCCUCAUGACCCAGUCAGGUGUGGCACUGGUAGUGAGAAGACUGAUUGCACCGUUGCUAAAGCUUGCUUUUAUAAUUAUCAAAGUAUGAACUAUAUCACAAAACAAUGUUCUACUGAGCUGAUGAUUUUAAUUUUGUGGUGUAACUGUAUUUUGUGUGUAGUGACCUAAGCAGACCCAGCCUCCCUACAUACACACGCUCCAGCACUUCAGCUGUACCCAGUCAUUAUCACCUAAUGACUGAAGCAAGUUUAAUCAGGCACAUUUUCACACCUCAUUACUAUAAAAGGAGCAUCAUUAUAUUAAUCAUUGCAUUUAUCAAGAAUGAAAAUGUGCAUGAAAAGAUUUCAAAGAAUGUAGAGGACCCGUAGAAAUUUCUUCCAUCAAAUGGAGACGGGCAUUCACAUUCAUAAUGUCAAAGCGAUGACAAAAUCUUCAUGUAGUCUUUUUUUUAGAACACAUCUUUGACAGCCAAAGCAUCCUGCUGUUCCUUCACAUAAUGAGAAUGAAGACGUGGGAAGAUGGCAGGGAAGUUCUCACUCCUCCUUACUUGACAUUAAUGGCUGACACAGGCUGUUAAUGCCAGCAGCAUAGUAGGCACUACCAUGGUUACCUGUGUGGAAACCAAGUCAUUAGGGACUUUGACUCCUCCCAUCCCAUGUCUCUUUCCCUGGCACCACAAACAUGUUUACCGAUCCCGACAUUGCCAAAGAAUGAGUAAAAUGACAACUUAAUUAUUCUACAAAAAUAAAACUGAGGCCUGAGCUUUGUGAAGAUCAUAUGAAUCAAAGGCUUUUCUUUUUGUAAUAACUGACUCACUUGUUUGUCAUACUGCUAUACUUCAUGGCAAUGCAAAAUAUCAAAUUGUGCGAAUUGUAAUGUUCAGUUUUGCAAAAAUGAAUGUCAUAUCAGUACACUGACAAAUGUAACUCCAAACAUACAUUUUAUACUUACCUGCUGGCUGCUGUGAUUUUGUGGUCCAUAAGGGACAGGUGGUGGAACAAGGGGAGGAGACAGACAGCCUCACAGGAAUUAGUCUUUGAAUACACCCUGAACAGUAAGUUCAGUGAACAGUGAGCAUCACCCCAAUGAGAAAAACAUGCACAUAAAAUGUGAUCGUUAAAUAUAUGGUUUAGAUAAGAAAAAUGGGUUGGAUGCUCUCCAUCUGGGUAGCUGUGGCUACUUUGACAGCUGUGGCCCUGCCGGUUCUCUGUAGGGGACAAAACAUUCAACAUGAAGGUAGGCAUCAAGACAGAUUUGAUGUAUUACCGAUAUGAUAUUUUGCUUUACCUACUACAGUUUGUUUUUAACAUUUGUAAUGUCAGAGAUGAUAGAUUAGACAUGUAUUAUGUUGUAAAUAAGUCAAAAUCAAAGAGCAUUUUUGAUGACUAACUCAAAAUGAAAGUGAAAUUUAGUGUCAUUAUACGGCCAGAGACUACCUACCAAAGACACUUAUCCAACAGUAAAAUUAACAAGAUGUAUUUAUUCUAGGAAAAAGCCUUUCUGCAUCUGGCUACCAUCUAUGUAUUCGCAAUGAGACAAGCAUUGUGAGUUUCCUUGUGAUGCACAAAGUCCCCUAUAUUGUGACAAAGCCUUGUGGCGGCUGGCUCCUGUGGAAGAUAUGCACAGUUACACUUUACAGGAUGACCUAUCAGACUGAGUACAAGACAGUGAUGAAACAGGUGACCAGGUGCUGCGAGGGAUACGUACAAGUUGGCCAUUACUGUGCCCUGCCUGUAAACAGGAGUGGGGAGUUCACUGCCAAGCCAGGAUCCUGUCCAAAUGCAGAUGGAUUGUAUCCCAGAUCUGAGGACUGUGACUGGGACAUAGACUGCCCAGGCUGGCAAAAAUGCUGCCAGAGAUCUGGUAGCUUUGUCUGCAGUGAUCCUGCAAGCUCAGCAAAUUAUUCUGAGAAUGGAGGAUACCGUUUCAAUGCGACAGUGACAGUGAAGACAGAUCACCACCAACUAAUGUCCAAGGAAAGAGGUCUUCUGAAUCACACAAGAUUGCUACAAGCAAUGGUGACUGGAGCUCUGCAGUCUGACCUGUCAGUCUAUUACCUGAGCUCAUGGCCUGUGCAUCCAUACAGAACUGCUACUUCACUGCUGAUUGUCUGCAACUCAACUCUUUCACUGUACAAUGUCACAUCGAGGCUGCAUCUUCUCCUCAAACACAUGCAGGAGGUGUCAUCUGUAACUGUGGAAGAUGUAGAUGAGUGUGCACACUCUUCUCUCUGUCAGUGUUCCCUUCAGGCAGAAUGUAACAAUACAGUGGGUUCCUACCAGUGCACCUGCCGUGGAGGAUAUGUUGAUGUUGAUCCCAGCAACCCUGGAGCUCAUUGCACAGCUGACAUCACUGUGUGGACCACCACAGAGGCCCCGCUGACCUCCCUUCCUCCCAUGAACAUGACCUUAACCCCAGCUUCCAAUACCACACAUGACCCUACAGGCAACAGCACCAUGGGUAUCUUCAACUCCACUGAGACCAACAUGACUACCUCAGCUCUGAGUAAUACAAGCUCUGUCUCUUAUAAUUCAUCACAUGCUCCGCACUGGACAAGUCCCGCACCUUAUACCAGCAUGAGCUCAACUGUGGAGUCACCUCUGCCAACAACCACAUGCUCUCCUCCCAGCAUCUCCAGUUUAGAGUUGGCCAAUGUCACUGGAACCUCCUUCUGUGUGACCUGGUCCAGCCAGUUUCAGACAAACCAGACCUAUCGGGUUGUUCUAACCCAGAGGUCAGAGGUCAAUAUGUGGGAGACCAGUCACACCAUGAUGGAAGUGAGGGGACUGCUGCCUGGAGUGCUCUACAAUGUUACUGUCACACCUUGCGUUUGUGGAAGCCAAGGAAACACCCUUCAUAUAUUGGUCAGAACUGAUGCUCAGACUCUUGACGCCACUGCGCGACUUACCAAAAUCCAGUUCACUGCUGACCUGCAGACCACCAGCAGUCAGGCCUACAAAAACCUCUCUGAGAGCAUUAUAGAGGAGAUCUACCAGUCUCUGUCUCCAGAGAUGAAGGCCAUGGUGGAUUCAGGCCAGGUGAGAAUCGAGAUCAGAAGCUUUUCCCCAGGCAGUGUGGUGGUCAAUUUCAGCAUUAUCCUCAUCCCCAAUCAAGGCCAAGACAUCAGAAAUGUGUCCACAGCUCUGCUUUACUCCCUGAUGAACAGCUCCAAAUACUCUGUGGAUGAAAACAACACAAGCAUAAAUGAUUAUGAUGAAUGUGCUUCAGGCGGAAAUGACUGUUCCCUGUGGGCUACAUGUACAAACACCUGGGCUUCCUACAUGUGUGUUUGUAAGGAUGGAUUUAUAGACAGCAACUCACAAAGGCCUGGAAGAGCCUGUCAAGCUACCUUGGAGACAACGACACCACCACUGCCACCAACAACAUUAUUUUCAGUUAGCACUACCACUUUUUCUCAAAUAACACUCUCAAGCAGUGAUCCAACUUUAACCACUACAACCACUGCAGUCAGAUCUACCACAUUGAUUUCAACCACUUCUACAACCACACAAACUGUUGCUACUACAGGAGUCCCAGUUGUAACCACUGCCCCAACCACCACCUCCUCUACUCCUACAAUCCCCUCUACCACCUCUACUCCCCCUAUAACCACAUCUACUGCCCCUAUAACUACCUCUACUGCUCCUACAACCACCUCUACUGCCCCUACAACCACCUCUACUGCACCAGCAACCACCUCUACUACCCCUACAACCACCUUUACUGCUCCUACAACCACUUCUACUGCCCCUACAACCACCUCUGCUGUCCCUACAACCACCUCUACUGCACUAGCAGCCACCUCUACUACCCCUACAACCACCUCUACUGCACCAGCAACCACUUUUACUGCACCAGCAGUAACCUCUACUGCCCCUAUACCCACCUCUACUGCACCAGCAACCACCUCAACUGCCCCCACAACCACCUCUACUGCACUAGUAGCCACCUCCACUGCCCCUACAACCACCUCUACUGCACCAGCAGUCACCUCUACUGCCCCUAUAACUAUCUCUACUGCACCAGCAACCACCUCUACUGCCCCUUCGGUCUCCUCUACUGCACCAACAAUCACAUCUACUGCCCGAACAACCACCUCUACUACCCCAACAACCACCUCUACUGCACCAACAACCACUUCUACUACCUCAACAACCACCAAUCCUUCAACGCCAUACAUGACUUCUACCCCUACAACCACCAUCACCAACCCCACUACCACCACUACAGCUUCUACAACUAAUGCGCCUGCCAUUAGAACUGCCAUCAAUGCCUCUAUAGGGGCCAUUUCAGUCCAGUGCAGGGUUGCUGCCAUCACUGUGACAGUUGCCAAAGACUUUCUACUGAGCAGCAAGAUCCGGGAGAGUGCCUUGUACCUGGGCCAGCAGGAAUGUGGUGUCAACAGCAGCAAUGCCACCCAUGCCCAGCUGACCGUAGCAUGGGAUGAGUGUGUCACUAGACUUGUGCAUAAUGACACCUACUACACAGCAUCUGUAACCCUGUUCAACACCAUGGAUCCAUACAUCUUACCCAGUGGAACAGUGGAGGUACCCAGAAUACGUCUAGAGGUUCCCGUCAUGUGUACCUACAUGAGGAGCAUGCUCAUGUCUGCAGACUUCGGCUCCAUGGGGUAUGACAUGAUCAAAGAUGUCAUCACUGGCUCCGGGUCAUUCCAGGUGACUGUGCAGUUGAUGAACGGUACAGUGCCUCUACCCCACAACUACAGCUUGUCCUCAGAGGAGGCUGUGGUGGUGGAGGUCAGCCUCAACACCUCUUCACAGAAGAUUAAAGUAGUUAUCAACAUGUGCUGGGCCACCCCGACCCCAAACUCUGCAGACACCAAUCGGUACAUCUUCCUGGACAACAGAUGCUCCCUGAACCAAUACACCAAAGUGUUGAUGAAUGGGAAUUCCAGCACAUCCCGUGUGUCUGUACAGAUAUUCUCCUUCGUCAACCUGAAUAUGAUCUAUCUGCACUGCCAGGUGCAGAUCUGUGUGCAGAUUGGAUCUGCUACCUGUGUGCCCGACUGUGUACAAAGAACAUCUCGGUCUUCAAACACAAUCGGAGCAGCUGUUGGUUCUACCGGGCCAAUACUCAGGUUUGAGAAUGAGUCCUUGGAGGAGGAACAUAACACUCUGCAGCUAGUUGGACUGUCCUGUCUAGGAGUCGGUUUGUCGCUCUUCUUCAUCAUUGGUUUCAUCUGCCUUUUCUACUACCAAAGGAAUCGCAUUGGACACUACAACUUCAGCGUCAAACCCAAGCAGGAGAACUUCACCUACCUUGUGUUUAACACUUAGAGGUGCAGCAGUACUCCAACAACCAAAGUCACAGUCACAAAAGAUAAAUGUUGCAGCAGAUACAUUUGGUCAGUGCGGCUGUGAGACACAGUCAUUCAUCAUGCUUUAUGGUCUGCGUGUGUGCAG